This is a messenger RNA of Uloborus diversus, 4348 nucleotides long. RefSeq names its product DNA topoisomerase 2-binding protein 1-like (gene mus101). The record is from RefSeq and is a predicted model, not a curated record. The transcript is spliced from 2 exons. NCBI's taxonomy places the organism in Eukaryota, Metazoa, Arthropoda, Arachnida, Araneae, Uloboridae. Gene Ontology annotation, biological process: mitotic DNA replication checkpoint signaling; DNA replication initiation; mitotic G2 DNA damage checkpoint signaling. The coding region runs from base 1 to 4251 and encodes 1416 amino acids.
AUGUCGAUUAGUUUCAAAGACAGCAGCUCCAAGUAUGAAAUCUGUUUUGUUCAGACAGGGAGCUCUCCAGAAGAAGCAACGCAGCUUCUGAAAUUAGCUUUUGAAGCCAUGGAAACAAACCAGUUGGAACCACUAUGGAUUACUGUCGAAGCAUGUAUGAAAAUUUCGCAAAAAGAACCGAAGCUUUUCAUCAUGGAUCCGUUCCACAAUGAAGUGUUUGAUCAUCUAAAGUCAAUUCAGUGCAGAAUUAUUGGACCAUUGUGUAUUUUGUACUGUCUCCAAUAUGGGGAUGUUUUGCCCAAACGACCGUAUCCAGUGUACAGUGUGUCCAUGCGCAAAAUAACUGUAUCUUGCUCAAACAUUGUAAAUGAAGUACGAGAAGAUAUGAAACAGAAGAUUGAGCUUAUGGGUGGCUUCUUCAGUAAAGAUCUGACAAAAAGUGUGACUCAUUUAGUUGUUGGUGGAGUGGGUUCCAAGAAGUAUCAGGUGGCAGCUAACUUUGGUUUGCCCAUCAUGGUUCCAGAUUGGAUUUCAGAUGUGUGGGAAAAUGGACAGUAUCAGCAACUGCACGCUACUGAUGGGUGUUACGAUAAGUAUAAAUGUCCAGUCUUUAAGGGGCUUGUUAUUACAGUGUCACAAAUAAGUGCUCAAGAGCGUUUAUCAAUGAAGUCAAUUAUUGAAAAUAAUGGAGGUUCCUAUUCUGGCGCCCUAAAAUCACAAGUGACAACACAUUUAGUUUUGUCUGAACCUACAGGAGAUAAAUAUCGCUUUGCAAAGAGUUGGAAAAUAUUUUGUGUCAAGGUGAAUUGGAUUUAUGACAGUGUAGAAUCUGGUUACUGUCGAGAUGAAUCCUUAUAUGCAUUAGGUGAUGCGUUUCAACAACCAAAGCGUUCCACUCCUAAAAAAGACUCGACAAAUGAACUACCACUGGUUGAUUGCAGUGCAAUUGUGAAUAAUUCAAUCGUUACUCACUUAGAUGAAUCUGUAAGAGCAGACACUUCAGGUUCAUCAUGCACCAAGAAAGAUUCAGAGUAUUCUACUCUAGACAGCUUUAAUGUUUCAAAACUGCAGAAAGGUGGUCAGUAUCUUGAUGGCUGUAAAAUAUUUUUAGCUGGUUUUACAGAUGAACAUAUGAAGAAACUAAGGAAAAUAAUUAAUGCUGGAGGUGGUGUGCAAUUUAGUAGUUGUGCUGAAAAUGUUUCACAUAUUGUUUGUAACGGUUUGUCUGAAGAAUUGACUGAUAUUCUCAAAUCCUUUCCAAUCAAACCAUACGUGGUAAGUUUCAAGUGGUUACUUGAAUGCUGUUCUGAAGGCAGGUUAAUUGAUGAAAGUCCAUUUUUAUGCUUGGAUCUUACAUUUAGUCAAGAAAAUGAGCUAACUACAAAGAAGGAUCAUGAAAGAAUACUUUUACUUAACACAGAGUCAAAACCUUUGGAAAAUAGCAUGAAAAAAAAUGAAGAGCAGGUGAUUCAACCUGUCGAACAAAACAUUACUAAAAUUCUUACAGAGCCUGAAAAACAUGUGGUUGAACCACAGGAAGAUGAAAAUGAAAAGGCUCAGAGACAUGAAGAAGUUGAUUGCGUGCCAGAAGAUAUUGAAGAUGAUGAAGUUAUGAAUACUGAAGAAUUAUUCAAAGGAAUGAAAUUUAUUAUUGUUGGAUUUUUGGAAAAAGACACAGAGAUACUUUCUACCUUGAUUGAAACUCAUUCUGGAAUUGUGUUAAGUGUCCUUGAUGAAAGUAGGUGUAAUAUUGCUGUAGUUCCUGUUAUUUGGCAGCAAACUAACCUUCCUGUUUCUCAAAUAGUAACAAAUUGUUGGCUUCAAAAAUGCAUUGAAGAUUGCAGAGUAUUUGAUUUUGAUGAAAAUGAGUUGUUUAGACCUUUUUUUAUACCUGAUGAAGCAAAACCAUUUGAGUCAUUUGUUAUAUCAGUGAGUCAAUACAGUGGCACGGAAAGGGAUUGUCUAAUGCACUUGGCAGAAGUUUUAGGUGCUACUUGUCAAGAAUAUUUUGUUCGAAAAGCAAAUAAAACUAAAGGAGUUUUAGCAAACACUCAUUUAGUUGUAGCUACACCUGAAGGAAGCAAGUAUGAAGCAUCUAAGAAGUGGAAAAUACCUGCUGUUACUAAAUAUUGGGUAUUAGAUGCUGCAAAAACUGGCACGCUUCCUAUGAUUGAUGAUUAUCUUGUUGAUGCUUGCAAUGCAGAGCCAUCCAAUAGAAGUAACAUCGAACAGAAACCUACUUCAAUGGUGGAACAGAAAAUAGAAGAAUAUAAAAAUGUCAAACAUGUUGCUGAAGAGAAUCAUGAACUUUCUUUGCAACAUGAUCGAAUUACUGAAUUAAUUGACCAACAUAAGUUAGAAGAAGCCAGUACUUCAACACCACAAGCUAGACAAAAAUUGGACAUUUCCCUCAACAGCACUUUGAAUUGUGAAACACCCCGUGGUUACAAAUUUCAAGUAAGUGGCCUGUUGAAAGAUUUAGAUUGUAGUAGUACCAGCAAUGAUAAUUUUAGUUUUAACAAAAGACAUAGUUUACCUGUUGAAGAAAUGUUUAGCAAGAAUCUGGCAUCUGCAUUGAAACAUAUAAAUGAUAAAUCAGAUGCCCCACAAGAAAGUGAAAGUUCUGGAAAGAAAAAUGCAAAUAAAAUGAGUUCCGGGGAAAACGUUGAAAAAGUCUUAUGUGGCGUGGUUUUAUGUGUUGCCCGGAAACUAUGUUAUUUACAGAGUGAGAUCAAUGAAAUAGUUGCUUCUUUAGGUGGAGAUUACUUGUGGUCUUAUGACAAAACUUGCACACAUUUUGUAUUUUCUGGUAAGCCAAAUGACACAACUAAAGAAUUUCGUGAAGCUAGGGCUCAAGGUAAAAUAAUUGUCUCACCUGAAUGGGUGUACUCUUGCCAAGAGAAAAAUGAACAUGUAGCAGAAAGUUUAUUUCCACAUACAUUUAAAUCUGAAUUGACUUUAAAGGAUCAGCUAGCGAUUCUUAAAACACCUGUUAGUAACAAAAAUAUAGCCAAAAUUACAGAAACUAAUGAAAAGAAAACAGAAUCUCCUGGUCAAGCUACACCUGUUGAUUUCAAUAGAUUGAAUGAAUUACUAGUUGCUGCAAAAUCUGCAAAAAAGCGGCAAACUAAAAGAAUGGCAAAUUCUGUAUCAUCUAGUCCAGUCAGUGAAAUCAGUCCAAUGCAAAAAUAUCCGAGGCAUUUGUCGGAUGUUUUUCUCAAACCUGAUGAGGUGUUUCCUGAAGAACAAGACACCUGUUCUCAGCAGUCACAAAGUUAUCCCAUCACUUGGGAUGACCCCACAGGACGUUUAGAAAGGGAAAAAAUUGCUGCCAGGUUGACUAACAAUGGUCAAACGGCAGAAGUAGAUCCUCUUUUGCAGGGGAACAUUGUUCUUGCUGAAAUAAAAAACAAUGAUUUUUCUCUUAAUUCUCCUUCAAAUUUUAAUCAGAAUGAUGCAGAUGAUUUUAAAAUGCCAAGUAAAAUAAAGUUAAAAGCGAAGAAGAGAAUAUUUAUGUUUUCCAAUAUAUCUGAAGCAUACAAGAAUAAUUUCACUAGAAUCAUAAGAAAACUAGGUGGUGACGUUUCUGAUAUAAAGGCAUUUGAUGUUAAUGCUACUCACUUAGUUGUAGCAGUUCCUAUAAAAAAUGAGAAAUUCAUGUCUAGUGUUGCAGCUGGAAAGUGGGUCAUUCAUCCAGAUUACUUUGAAGCUUGUGAGAAACAAGAUUGCUUCUUAGACGAAAGUGAGUUUGAGUGGGGCGGGCCCUCUUCAGAAAGAUUCAUUGAAAGUCUUGCACCCAACAGUGCAAAAAUAGCCUUCUGUCCAGCGAAAUGGAGAGCGAAAUUGAACAAAGGUGAUGGUUGGAAAGGUGCAUUCCAGGAAUGGAAGGUAGUUAUUGUUGCUGAGGACAAAGCCAAACUCCUUACAUACACAAAGGUCUUAGAGGCUGGAUCAGCAGAAGUUUUCUCUUCCGACAGCAUGGAAAGUUGCUUGAACAGACUAACUCAUGUGAUUGUCGAGUUUAGGAAAAAGAAAUCUCUUAAGCUGGACUUAAGUUCCAUAUUAUCACACAAUAUCAAAUGCGUAGUACCAGAAUACUUAGCAUCUUUUCUUACAGAGGAUCCUCCAUCUGAUAUUGAAAACUUUUUAAUUCCUGAAGUUAAAGAAUUAACGAUUCUAUCUGAGGUGGCACCAAAGAGACGCAAUUUGAGUAGUACUUCCAGACAAAGUAAAAAAUCGAAGCUGAAAUAAAUGUUAUAAAUUAUGAAUUUAUUGUACAUAGAGUUAAAUCAUCCUACUUCAGAUUACAUUGAUUUGUACAUAUGGACUUUAUUUUGUAAAUAAUACU